This is a messenger RNA of Talaromyces proteolyticus, 1376 nucleotides long. Its product is annotated as putative ubiquitin-conjugating enzyme Ubc6. Bases 194 to 1039 code for a protein of 281 amino acids. The record is from RefSeq and is a predicted model, not a curated record. The transcript has 3 exons. NCBI's taxonomy places the organism in Eukaryota, Fungi, Ascomycota, Eurotiomycetes, Eurotiales, Trichocomaceae.
GGCGGCCAUGCCAGCUUUCUGACGACAGUCACUCUUUGCUUGACAGACGCUCCCUUCUUUUCUUACAUACCCAUCACGAGUCGCAAUAUCUGGAUACUUUCUUUGUUUUUUAGCCUUUCUGCGAUCAAAGCGUGGUCUUAGGCACGUCGCCUGCUGAUAUUUAUUAAGCAUAUUGCAAGAUAGAAGUGGUAGAAUGGCUACCAGAGCAGCGCACAAGCGUCUUACGCGAGAAUACCAAAAUAUUCAAAAAACCCCACCUCCGUUCAUUGUCGCACAUCCCUCGGAGACGAAUAUAUUAGAGAUUAACAAGGUGGCACUACAUUUUGACCGGCCCCCCAAGACUCCAUAUGAGAAUGGCCAAUAUUGGGGCACGUUGAUAUUUCCUCCCGAAUACCCCUUCGCGCCACCAGCCAUCCGAAUGCACACGCCAAGUGGUCGAUUCCAGCCCUCGACGAGGUUGUGUCUGAGCAUCAGCGAUUUCCAUCCCAAAUCCUUUAACCCAGCAUGGGAGGUGUCGACUAUACUAAUCGGCCUUUUGAGUUUUAUGACCAGCGAGGAAAUGACAACGGGCAGUGUCAGUGCUUCAGAAAGCGAACGCAGGCUAUUGGCUGCACGUUCUAGAUGGUGGAAUUCCACCGGAGGAGGAUCGCAUUCAGGUGUCUCUGCAGGCGUCACCGCCACCAGCAAGGGAAUCAAUAACAUUAAAGCAGGCGAUGGAGGGCUCAAAUUUCGCACGGAAUGGACAGAGACAGACCAAGAGAACUGGAAGUGGAUGAAAGACAACCGCAUUGAUACAGCGACUGGACAAAUCAUUCCCGACCCUAAUUCUUUAGCGGUGAACAACUGUUCUCCCGAAACAUCAGCCUUUCGCCGACGCCCCGUUGGCAGCGGUCCGCGACUAGGCGCUGUCAUGGAAGGCGGCCAAGUUGCGAGAGAAGCCGGUCAGAGCUGGAUCCGGCGGCACAAGUUUUUAGUGGUGCUGGCAGUUAUCUUCGGAUACGCUCUUGUGACCAGAUUAUAUCAGGAUAUUCAAGGCUGAUGGUAGCAGGAUUCAGCCUUACCGCUCAUCUUUUCUUUGUCUAUCGCGAUGCAGGCGAUUCUUUGAGGAGUCGAGACGCGAUGAGCCGCAUGAUCUUUUCUUCCAUGUCUUAACUUGUUUGACGGAUUUUAGAGGCGGUGUUUUGAUAAGCGAGUAUGCAAAGCUCAUAGAAUAUAUUCUAUACUUCCUUACGCUAGGGCGGAGUGGGCUGGGCUGCGUCUGGGCUCAACUAGUAAGAAUGAGGCUGGCUGUUCGCUGUGGGGCUGCAAGGCCGUUAUUCUUAGUACGUAUUAUUAUUAUUUAGUAUUAAUAUUUACUUUUUCCAUAUGCAUGGUUC